GCCGGGCCUCCCUCCUGACUGGCUGAAGCUGGCGGGGGCUACCUUGCCAUUGGCCGCCGGCAGGGUGUCACGCUUCCGGUUUGAGUGGCGGCCGAGGUCCGGAAGCCGCGAUGGUGCGGUUCAAGCACAGGUAUCUGCUCUGCGAGCUGGUGUCUGACGACCCCCGCUGCCGCCUGAGUCUGGAGGACCGUGUGCUGUGCGGCCUCGUCCGGGACACGAUCGCCCGCGUGCAUGGGACCUUCGGCGCGGCCGCCUGCUCCGUGGGCUUCGCUGUGCGAUACCUCAAUGCCUAUACUGGGAUAGUGCUACUUCGAUGCCGCAAGGAGUUCUACCAGCUCCUGUCGUCAGCUCUUCCCUUCAUCACAUACUUGGAGAACAAAGGACACCGUUACCCCUGCUUUCUGAACACCUUACACGUGGGAGGUACAAUUAGAACAUGUCAGAAGUUCCUGAUUCAGUACAACAGGAGACAGCUAUUGAUCUUAUUGCAGAACUGCAGGAAUGAAGGAGAACGAGAAGCUAUUCAGAAGUCUGUCACACGAAGCUGUUUGCUAGAGGAGUCUAGUGGGGAGGAGGAACAUCUAGACAGUGGUGACGAGGCGGCUGCUGAAGCCAUGGAGUGAAUGGAGCAUCCCCAGGACCCACUCCUGCAACAGGACAUGCUGGGAGGUGGAAUGUGCUCAUGACGUCCAUCUUCUAAGCGGAUGACAGAUAACUACAGGACAAGUUCCCAGCUCAAAAGGGAGAACUUAAAACAAAUCCAAGUCACUUUCCUCUACUGUUACCUGGUUAAAUAGUUCUGCAGAUGAGGCUCCCUAGUUCCCGUCGGUGUCACUAGAUGUCCUCUGCAGCACUGAGCACUGUCCACGAGGCUGCCCAGUGGCCACAGUACUGGAUCUCAAAUAUGAGUUCAGACCCUGGCUGCACCUGUAACAGUGAUGCGUUCUCUUUCCCUUAUCUUUCAUUAGUAAAUAAAAUCUUAAUUUUUUUUUUUUUUUAAA
Erinaceus europaeus (western European hedgehog) is the source of this 1001-nucleotide messenger RNA. RefSeq names its product POP5 homolog, ribonuclease P/MRP subunit (gene POP5). The record is from RefSeq and is a predicted model, not a curated record. The transcript has 5 exons. Lineage: Eukaryota; Metazoa; Chordata; Mammalia; Eulipotyphla; Erinaceidae. Gene Ontology annotation, biological process: tRNA 5'-leader removal. The coding region runs from base 111 to 623 and encodes 170 amino acids. Gene Ontology annotation, cellular component: ribonuclease P complex. Gene Ontology annotation, molecular function: ribonuclease P RNA binding.